AACUGCGCCAUCUUGUUGUUCUUGGAGUUURAGUGUCGUUUGUCAAAGAAGAAUGCCAAAAACUACUAAUAUAGAAAUAACAAAGCGAUAAAUGGCCCGUCUUUARCACAUYUAGCUAUUUUUCUUUGAUUUCGUAAUGUCUGGUCCMMGAAUUACGCGGAAAGUGACGGUAGAAGUUGGCAAGAAAGUCACUGAGAACGUUCCUUCGUCUGUUGUUCAACAAUCGGCGUCUUCUUCUUCAUCGAGUAGCACACGAAGGAGUGUUUUUGACCGAUUAGGACCCGGUGCUGUAGAGAGACCCAAAGCACGUGAUACAUACACACCAGAUAAGUGUCGUAACUGGYUGCGUGAUGGCAGAUGCCCAUAUGGCAGUAACUGUAAAUUCUUACAUGGUCCAUAUACUGAUCCAAAGCCAAGAACUAAAAGUGUGAGAAGUAUUGUUCACAGUGGAUCUAAAGACAGAUAUGAUGAUUCAGAUGAGAAACAGCAAAUGUACCACUCCAGAAGCUUUGACAGUGCAGAUUUUGAUGAUGAAGACAUAAAAGAAACUCCUAAACUAAAGAGACGACACAAAUCAGAAGAAGAUCUAUCAGACACAUCCAUCAAAAAGUCAACAAAAAUAAAAAAGAAACGCAAGGAAGAUGUUGAUGAAGAUGAUGAAGCAAAAAUUAAACGCAAGCGGAAGGCCCAUCGAAAGCGAGAAGCCAGUCCGAAACUCCAGGCACGUGCUUCUAAUGAAGAUGAAGAAGAUUAUGACAGAGCUAAGAACGAGAGGGACUGGGAAGAGCAUGGUGACCUUGACUUUGAGCGUCAGCUUGAAUUAGAGAGGCGAAGACAAGAUCUACAGAGACAGCUGGCACUAAUGGACGAAGAGGAUGCUGCAGCUAGUACUGGUGAAACUGAAUGGAAAGGRAAAGAAAAAGAGGAGGAUCAUAGAAAGGUUCCYAUCAUUCAUAGCAAACUGCAUCCUCAACCAUCCCCCUCGACUCCAGAUGGAGAUACUCCUACGCAAGUUGUCAAAAAGAAAAAGAAAAAGAAGCUCGAUUCGGAAGGCAAGAAGAUCAAAGYAAAGAAAGAAGCGUCUCCGAGGAAGAAAGAAGAAAUCAAACAUAACACAAGUGAAACAGUCGAAGACGAUAACAUGGUCAAAAAAGACGAGACAGUUGGUAAAAAGAAGAAGGCUGUUACAGAAUACGCCGUGUCUAGUGAUGAAGGUGAUGGACAUCCCACUGUUGGGAGGAAUUCCAGAAAGGUUUCCCGACACGCAGAUGAAGCUCAGCUCAAUGAACCGCACGAUAGUCCGCCAAUCCAACGGCCCGAUGAACGAAAACGACCCGAAGACGCCCAAAUAAGGCAUAAGCGAGAGGAAGCCAAGCCCACGAAAGACAGACGAAAAAUUGAACUGAGUUCUGAUGACCAGAGACUUGUCGAUGAAGCUCGUCCACGACGACCACGUGAAACGAGUCAAGAUUAUUACCCUUCUACAGACGAACAAGACGAAGGAGGUAGAAAAGUGCGCGUGAGAGCAACUGGAGCGAGAAGACCUAACGAACCCAAACGUAUCGAUGAAGGAAUAACUGAGGACAGAGGUAGACGUCGAGAGGGAGACUCGCGUGGACCGCGUACCCCCUCCCCUCCMGCUAAUGCAAAGGAUGAUAGGUAUUAUUAUGAUGAACAACAGGAUGAUGCUAAAAAGAAAAGAGUGCCGCGUGGACCUCCUCGAAGUCCUCCRAGAGAACCCACGCGAGAUGAAUCAGUUCACCGAAAAGAGCAACGUGGWCGGSCAGACGAUCCUCAUAUCAGAGGUCCUCGAACUCCUUCUGAUGACGAAGGGCACUUCACUCCUCCACCAGGUCAAGUGGACAACAGCCGCAGUUCUCGAUACGGAGAACGAGAGCGAGGACCACCACGACGRGAAGCUAGAGUACCAUUAGGCGAWCAARGUGAACAGAGGUACCCCGACAGAGGAGGGCGUGGCAAUAUGGACACUGACUAUGAAAGGAGAAAACCGCGCGAAGACGAUAUGCGUGGAAGAAGACCUCCGGACUAUCCACGGAACCGAGAMGAUGAAUAUCCGAAACACCGAGGACGUGACGAUAAUUACCCGAGAGASAAUCGAGAGGAGGAGUUCCCUCGACAUCGCGGAGAGCGUGAAGAAAUCAAAGAUGAUCGUGACAARUACCGCGAUGAAAGACCCGAUGACUUUCCUGUCAGAUCUCGUGCUCGAGAUGAACCUGAUUUCCCGCGAAGUCGAGGUCGAGAUGAACGAGACGAUGAAGUUAGAGGUCGUCCUCCGCAACGUGAUGUUCACCGCAGAAUGCAUGACGAUCCCGAGGAACGGGACAGACCCCGAGCUGACUACGACAGUCGUGGUCGUUAUGGACCUUCCCCAACCCAACCGCCGCCAAGAGGUCGUUCUCCACUACAUCGUUAUGAAGAUCGGCGUCGACCUGACGAGACGUUUCGUUCUGGACCAGGAGGAAGAGAUSCCCCUGGUAGAGGGCGAGCUGUCGGUAGAGGUAGAAGUGCCUAUACCUCACCAUAUGAUAGCAGAGGAAAGAUGGUGGACACACGAAGACGAUCACCUCCUCCACCCGGCCCUAGGUCUUCUUACCAAGACAGRGAUCGUGGACCAYYACGAGGAAGGGAUGUUCCUAUUGGAAGAGGAAGAGGAUUCAUGGAGAAAGGAAGACCUCCAAAUGAUCGSUAUCGUGAUCCAAGUGCACCAUGGGAUAGACGUGGGGAACGUGAUUAUCCUCCACGUGAUCCAGCUGUUCGUGAUCGUCGCGCGCGAGAAUCCCCACCGCCACACCCAACGUAUCGAGACGAAAGACCRUGGGAGGAGAAUGAGAGAAGAGAAGCACCACAACGUCCUGGAAACUUUCCUGCACCGGAACGCCGUGGUCAGUAUGAUACCAAUCAUGAUGGUAAAGCUAGAAURGUAAGCMGAGAACGGCAUUCCUUGGAAYGUGGAGCUCCCGAAUGGGAGUACGAGGACGAUGCAAAUCAAGCUAAACCCAUACGUAAACGUCCUCGACCCGUCGCCGGGAGAUCUGAGUCUCCAUUUGAAGCAAAGAAAGUUCGUGGUCAGUCCCCAAUCUCYCCUGAUGAAGGCCCUGAUGUUGAUGAUGUUGCUGCURCUGUCGCUGAACAGCCUGACAGACCCAAGAAAGCAGCAGUCGGUACUAAGGAAAUCAAGAAAAUUAAGAAAAAGAAGAAAGAAGGUAAAGUUGCAAAGGUGGCUGCUGUUGAAGGACAAGUCGAAGGUACURCCACCGAUGAAACUAAACCAAUCAAAGGRGAGAAAAAGAUCAAGAAAGAGAAAAAACUAAAGGAGAAAGGAGCYAAGAAGAAGAAGAAGAUCGCAGUGACCGCCGCAGCCGCAGCCGCCCAAGCAGUUCCUCCAUUAGAGGAAGUWGCAGGUGACGUACAGCCUGUGGGCGAUAUUGAACAAACGCCAACUGACAACGACGUUCAGCCUAAAAUUGUCAAGAAACGUAAACAAGUUACUGCUACAGAWAAUGACGCGCUGAAAGAGCCCGACAAACCCAAGAAAAAGAAGAAAAAGAAACAUCAACCUGAGGUACUUGUACAACCUUGGAAUGAUCUAGAAGGCGAAGAAGACCAGCAAGAAGAGGCGCCAAAGGCUGACGAGAAACCAGUACCGGAAAUYCCUCCAGAAAAGACUCAAGACGACGUGUUCAGUGACUGGAGCGACGAUGAUAGUCCUGUAGGUGAUGACUCUUGGCUCGAUCAAGACAAUCAAGAMAGUCAGCAGUCAACUAUCGAGAAUAAAGACGAGCCAAUCAAAGAUUCUCCUGUGUCAGACCACAAGGGACCUUCGUUUGACGAUGUKUACGAUCCGAUWAGUGACGACGAGUUUGACGCCAUGUACACACAUAGUGACGAUGAGGAAAUUACGAAAGAYGACAAAGAGACAACYAAGGCUUUGGGUGUGGAAGACGUUGAUUGGAGYUCUUUGGGAAUCUCUCAUGAUGUUAACAAAGAAAAAGAACCAGUUUCACACUUAGAAAGAUUCAAACCUUCAUAUGUUUUCUCUCGUAUUGGUAUAUCRCCUGCCYUAGCUGGUCAGCGCCUGACUCAGCUUGUACUUGACGCAUGCGCCAAAGCAAGCGACAGCGAGUCAAARAAAGGAGAACAACUUUGUAUCCCAGAAGAGGGACCUAAAAGCAUYGGUGCUUUUGUAGCWGCUGCKGCAGCUAAGAAGCGUGAGCGCGAAGGACUACUGGGUAAUCUUGGCCCAUGUCGACGGGCGCUGUGUGCUAGACGUGACUUAGCGAUAAGAAAACAGCUUGGGAGAUCKUCUAAGUAUGGUAAACUGUCCCUUUUCGCCGCAUCACCGACAACACCAGGUGAUAACGAACUGUUUCAAAUGAGUGUUGCUCUCUAUAAAAAAGAAUCGGCGAACAAUGAUGGCGUUCGAAUAAUUCCCUCAAAAGUUGGGUCAAUAUUACUUUCUCAAGCAUAAUAAGAGCCGUAUUAUUGGGACUCCUGUGGUGUAAAAUAGUCUGGUGGAUUAGAGGCAACUAAAGUAAUUGUGUCAGAAUAUAUUUGUCAUUAUAUUGAGGGAUGUAUGGGAUUUACGAGUCCUGUCCAGUCAAUCAUGUUGCAGUAUCGUAAUCAUACGUUUUGUAAAAAUCAAAUGUCAAAGUYAAACUUCAUGUUUAUUAUUAAAAAACUGUACAAAAGCCUGAGAAAUAGCA
Molecule: messenger RNA, 4724 nt
Organism: Exaiptasia diaphana
Lineage: Eukaryota; Metazoa; Cnidaria; Anthozoa; Actiniaria; Aiptasiidae
Product: zinc finger CCCH domain-containing protein 13
Exons: 10
Coding region: 137-4489 (1450 amino acids)
Cellular component (GO): RNA N6-methyladenosine methyltransferase complex
Molecular function (GO): metal ion binding
Source: RefSeq, a predicted model, not a curated record